This is a messenger RNA of Brassica napus (rape), 642 nucleotides long. RefSeq names its product CLAVATA3/ESR (CLE)-related protein 40. The record is from RefSeq and is a predicted model, not a curated record. The coding region runs from base 388 to 642 and encodes 84 amino acids. The transcript is spliced from 4 exons. Lineage: Eukaryota; Viridiplantae; Streptophyta; Magnoliopsida; Brassicales; Brassicaceae.
UGGAUAAUUAUUAGUUUUGAAUUAUAAACGAGGUUUAAAUAUGGGCCCAUAUAGGGCUCUAACGAAGGCCCACUAGACUCGUACGCUUUUUGCGUUCUUUUAUUUAAUUAAAGAAGAAAAAGGCUACACUUAGUGCCAAAUAAGCAGCGAGGUGGCGCCAGAUUAUAGCUCCACGACAUUUGUACGAGAAUGAUAUUUGUCCGACUCGGUCCAGCCUGCAAACGGUAAUCAGUGUCCGUACAGGUUAAAAGCUCACCCGUCAUCCUAUAAGAAUAACGAAAAUGACGGAUUUACCCAUCUGCUCUACAUCUACCUUAUUACACGACAACUCUUGACGCGAAGCUCGUCAUUCUUUUGCUUCCACAAGAGAGUUUGUCAUUUUUGAAAAUGGCGGCGAUGAGAUACAAAGGAGGCGUUCUCAUCACAAUCAUCUUCUUCUCCAUCGUUCUUUCUCCAUGCUCACUUGCUCACUCUUCUUCUACAAAAUCGUUCUUUUGGCUAGGAGAAAGAGAAGAUAUGAAAGCCAUGAAGAAGGAGAAUGAGAUUGGUGUUGUUGGAUCAGCUAAUGAAGUUGAAGAAAGACAAGCCGGCCCUGGAUCUGACCCUCUUCAUCAUAAACGCAUUCCAUUUACUUCUCCGUAG